This is a messenger RNA of Camelina sativa (false flax), 948 nucleotides long. Lineage: Eukaryota; Viridiplantae; Streptophyta; Magnoliopsida; Brassicales; Brassicaceae. The record is from RefSeq and is a predicted model, not a curated record.
AUGGUUAAACUUGGAUUUGAUCAGAUAUGGAUUACAUGGAUCAUGGCAAUGGUUCGUUCAGUUUCAUAUUCGGUAUUGAUUAAUGGAAGUCCCUAUGGAGAUAUCACACCGAAACGAGGUUUACGUCAAGGUGACCCAAUCUCACCCUAUCUAUUUCUUUUUUGUGCGGAGAUGUUAACACAAAAGAUACAUCAAGCGGAGUCAAGAGGGGACAUUACCGGAUUGUCUAUCAGCAACCAUGGUCCAAGGGUAACACAUCUUCUCUUUGCGGAUGACUCAUUUUUCUUUUGUCAAGCCAAUUCACGGAAUAGUCGAGUUCUUGCUAGAAUCUUACACCAAUAUGGGCAAUUAUCCAGACAAUGUGUUAAUCUCAACAAAUCCUCCAUCACGUUUGGUUCAAAGGUUGAAGAGUCUAAAAAGGAUGCAGUCAAACGACAUAUCAACAUCACAAGAGUAGGUGGUUGUGGGAAAUAUCUGGGAUUGCCUGAAGAGUUCUCAAGAAGGAAGUGCCAGAUGUUUGAGUAUAUUGUCACCCGUGUUAAGGAAAGGACAAGGAAUUGGCAUACCAAAUAUUUAUCAGAAGCUGUUAAGGAAGUUCUGUUGAAGUCAGUGGCGUUUGCCAUGCCGUCCCACGCCAUGGGUUGUUUCAAACUCCCUUUGACUAUCUGUCAGGAGAUUGAUUCACUCUUUUCACAGUUCUGGUGGGGAUCAGAUGAAUCAAAAAGACGAAUCUCAUGGGUUAGUUGGAAACGGCUGAACCUCCCAAAGUCAGAAGGUGGAUUAGGCUUUCAUGAUAUUGAGAAGUUCAAUGAUGCGCUUUUGGCUAAACAAGUGUGGAAAAUUCUAAAUUCCCCAGAAUGUCUGCUUACAAAGAUACUUAAAAGCAGAUAUUUCCCUGCUACCGAUAUUAGGACUGCAACCCUGGGAAAGAAACCUUCACAUGGUUGA